Messenger RNA from Kwoniella botswanensis, 822 nucleotides. RefSeq lists its product as uncharacterized. Bases 1 to 822 code for a protein of 273 amino acids. The record is from RefSeq and is a predicted model, not a curated record. The transcript has 5 exons. Gene Ontology annotation, molecular function: catalytic activity. NCBI's taxonomy places the organism in Eukaryota, Fungi, Basidiomycota, Tremellomycetes, Tremellales, Cryptococcaceae.
AUGAUCGAACCGUCAUCAUCAUCAUCCCAAGUGAAAAUGAAAUCACCCGAAGCGAUAUUCACGACACUUCGAUAUACCUCAUCCUCAUCGUCUGCGAACCUACCGGUGAAAAAAGAAUCACUUCCCUUGUUGGACCUGCAUUUCGAAAGGUUACGAGAGGCCUUUGAUCAUUUCUCAGAGAGGGAUGGGAAGGACAGAUGGGGUGAUUGGCCGAGCGAAGAACGUAUAUGGGAGGAAUUGAAGGAAGUACUUGAGCAGAGUCGGCCAGGUGAUUAUAGGGUCAGGAUUGUCAUACAUCCCGGCAGUGAAAUAGAAGUACAUUGUGUACCCGCACCUAAAGAUGCUGGUCCAUUCACCCUUCUUCCAUCUCUCACUCGUCAAAAUAACAGAAGGCCAGUAAUCCUUGAUCCUCAAGACACCUCCAUUAAUUCUGACCCAACCGAGGAGACCGAUUUGAGAUUGUACAAAACGGUGAAUAGAGAGAUAUACGAUGAAGCGUAUGAAAGGGGACAAACAAAUACGACUGACACUUCCCAUAAUGAAGUACUACUUCAUACUUCAACUGAAAUACUCGAAACGACCACUUCUAACACUGCUAUCCUCCUUCCCAACUCGCAUUCGCCUAAAUGGAUUACACCUGUGUUAUCCAAAGACACGCCAUUCCUUAACGGAGUGAUGAGGAGGUAUCUCCUCUUUCAGGGGGUGAUAGAAGAGGGUCAAGUGACUAUCGAUAUGCUCAAUGAGGUGAGGGAAGCGGGAAAGGGAGGUAGGAUAAUUGGAUUCAAUGGUUUGAGGGGUGUAUGGGAAGGUGAAUUGAUGUAA